Molecule: messenger RNA, 1055 nt
Organism: Fragaria vesca subsp. vesca
Lineage: Eukaryota; Viridiplantae; Streptophyta; Magnoliopsida; Rosales; Rosaceae
Exons: 2
Coding region: 15-461 (148 amino acids)
Source: RefSeq, a predicted model, not a curated record
GAGAGUAAGCUAGAAUGGAGAUGAAGAGCAGCCUGAUGUUGACGAACCAGAAGCUGGGUGGCUUUGAUAUUCUUAGAAAAGCUUUUGGUAUCUCUGCCAGAAACAUCAACUUCUUUGUCUUCACUAUCUUUGCUUCACUUCCUCUCUUCUGUUUCUUGGUUUACUAUCAACCUUUCCUGCAAAAAAUCCAGGAUCAAGUAUCACAAAUUCUAAAGCAUCCGGCCUUUGUUUAUUAUUUUGAGGACUACAUGUUUGAUUGGUCCAAUUUUACUUGGUCAUUACCAUUUGAUGUAACCCGGGAAUGGAACACAGAGUUUCCUUGUGAGUUGAUUCAACAAUCUCUUCUCUAUCUGGUGUCUCUCCAUCUCCUAGAGCUCAUCACCAUGCUUGCAAUUGCUAAUUUGACCUCGAAGAUAUACAAAGAAGAGACGCCAAUGACUCUGAAGGAAAUGGUACAUUAACCAUGAUAAACUCUUAGCUUUAUGGUGUUGUAUAGCAAGUGCAGCACUGCUAACAAUGUAUUUGGCAUGGAAUGUGAUAUGGAAUAUGAGUAUUGUGAUCUCGAUAUUGGAGGGGAUAUAUGGAACCAAGGCAUUCGGUAUAGUAACGUAUCUAAGCACUGGCAACGAGUGUCGAGGCUUUCUUUUGAUGCUGAUUUUCGUUGCUGGGGAAGUAACAUUCAGGCUGCCAUGUCUCUAUUUCGGCUGCAAAGAAAGGGGGAGUGGAAUUCUCGUUGCGCAGAGUAGCUUGUUGUGCUUGGGGAAUGCAUUCAAGUUAGUUGUCUUCGUGAUAUAUUUCCAUGAUUGCAAGAACCGGGUUAUAGAGAAGAGGUUGAUGAUCAAGGCUAACAGAGCCGGUGAUCAGAGCUGUGUAUGAAUCGGAACCACAAGCAAGUACACUGAUUUGAUCAUCAUCAGGCACACAACAUUUUAAGGUCUUCUUCAAUAAAUGAUUAUCAUUACAUAUGUACAAUUUCAAUGUGUUUCAUCUAUGCGUUCAUGUUUCGUUUGUUGUAUUGAAAGGGAUAUAAACCUUGAACUUAUUAGUUAUUACCC